AUGUCAAACGAGGAAAAGAUUGAAGUUCGAUCUGAUGUCAAGCCAGACGAGGACAAGAAGGAGGAAGCUCAAUUUGAGGAUCAUGAGCAUGUUGAGCAUGAAGAUGAGAUCUCCCCGGAACUAGAGCUGCUAUUGCACACGGAUCCCUCCACUGGCUUGUCUGAUACAGAGGUCGCUGAGCGCACUGAAAAGUUUGGUCUGAACGAGUUGCCUGAAAGAAAACAAAACCCCAUCAUCAAGUUCUUGCUGUACUUUACUGGUCCCAUUGCCUACUUGAUCGAAAUUGCUUGUAUCAUUGCUGCUGUUGUGGGUGAUUGGCUUGACUUUGGUAUCAUCUUGGCCCUGUUAUUCAUCAAUGCCUUGAUCGGUUUCAUUGAAGAAGCAAAGGCUGAAUCUGCUCUGGAUGCACUUCGUCAAACCUUGGCUCUCAAGACAAGAUGCUGGAGAAACGGUGAACUCAUUGAAAUCAAUGUCAAGGAGCUGGUACCUGGUGAUAUCAUUGUCCUUCGUAUUGGUGAUAUCGUCCCUGCUGAUGCAAAGCUUUUGGGUCUUGGUGUCAAUGGUGAAGUCAAUGAAACUGAACUCCAAAUUGAUCAAUCUGCUCUUACUGGUGAAUCGCUCCCUGUGGCCAAGAAGAAGGGCUCUACUGUAUUUUCUUCCAGUAUCGUCAAGCAAGGUCAAAACUUGGCUGUGGUCACCAAGACGGGUAUCAACACGUUCAUCGGACGCGCUGCCAACUUGAUUGCCAUUACAAACGAAGAAGGCCAUUUCCAAAAGAUCAUUGGUAAAAUCGGCAACGUCUUGAUUUGGUCUACUGUUGUCCUUGUGCUCAUCAUCUUGAUCUACCAAUUGGUCCGUUUCCGUGGCACACCUGCUGGUAACUGGAAAAAGGUGCUUGAACACUGUCUUGUAUUGACUGUUGCUGCUAUCCCUGUUGGUUUGCCUACCGUCAUGUCUGUUACCAUGGCCCUGGGUGCCAAGCAACUUGCUCAAAAGAAGGUGAUUGUCAAGCGUCUUACUGCUGUUGAAGAACUGGCCUCUGUCUCUGUCCUCUGCUCUGACAAGACGGGUACAUUGACCUUGAAUGAACUGACUUUUGAUGAACCCUGGUUGUCUGGUGACUACACUGCAGACGAUAUCCUCCUCUAUUCUUACCUUGCUGCUGAAUCUGGUGCUAACGAUCCUAUUGAAUUUGCCGUCCGUCGCGCCGCUGAAGGCUCUCUUGAAAUCCUCAAGACUCGUCCUGCCAAGUCCUUGGGUGUCCCUGGUUACAAGGUCACUGCCUUCCAACCCUUCAACCCCACUACCAAGAUGACUGAAGCUACGAUUCUGGAUUUGGCCACCAACCAAUCUUUCCGUGUCGCCAAGGGUGCUCCCCAAGUGAUUACAAAGCUUGCUGGUGGUAGCAACGAUGCUGUUAAUGCUGUCAACUCUCUUGCUCGUCGUGGUCUUCGUGCUCUUGGUGUUGCCAAGACUGUUCCUGGUGACCUCAACAAGUUUGAGCUCGUUGGUAUGAUCUCUCUUUUGGAUCCUCCUCGUCCUGAUUCUGCUGCUACUAUUCGCGAUUGUAACAUUCUCGGUGUGGAUGUCAAGAUGAUUACUGGCGAUCAGCUCAUCAUUGCAAAGGAAGUCGGUGCUCGUCUCGGUAUGGGUCGUGUCAUCUUGGAUGCUAACCAUUUGGUGGAUCCUACCAAAUCUGAAGAGGAAGUUACUGAGCAUUGUCGUCGUGCUGAUGGUUUUGCUCAAGUGAUCCCCGAGCACAAGUACCGUGUCGUUGAGCUACUUCAGAACAAGGGUUACUUGGUUGGUAUGACUGGUGAUGGUGUCAAUGAUGCUCCUGCAUUGAAGAAGGCUAAUGUUGGUAUUGCUGUUGAGGGCUGUACCGAUGCUGCUCGUUCUGCUGCUGAUAUCGUGUUGCUUGCUCCUGGUUUGUCCACUAUCAUCGAUGGCGUAAAGACCUCUCGUGCUAUUUUCCAACGUCUUCGUUCUUAUGCUCUCUACCGUAUCACCUCCACUAUCCACUUUUUGUUGUUUAUGUUCAUUAUCACUUUGGUUGAGAACUGGAACAUGCCUGCUAUUUUGUUGAUUAUGAUUUGUGUAUUGAAUGAUGCUGCUACUUUGGUCAUUUCUGUUGAUAAUACUGAAAUUUCUGAGCGUCCCGAUAAAUGGAGAAUUGGUCAAUUGCUUACCAUGUCCACUGUAUUGGCUGUUCUUCUCACCGCUCUCUCAUUUGCUCACUUUUAUAUUGCUCGUGAUGUCUUCCAUGUUACUCCUUUCGAGCUGCACUCCAUCAUGUACCUCCACAUCUCCUCUGCUCCUCACUUUGUCAUCUUCUCUACUCGUGUUCCCGGUUAUUGGUACAAGAACAUUCCUCAUUGGAUCUUCACUGUUUGUAUCCUUGCUACCCAAGUGCUCGCCUUGUUCUUCUCUGUUUAUGGUGUCUUUGGUGAGAGAGAAGAAGUCGCUCCCUGUGGUUGGCCUUGGGGUAUUGCUGUCCUUGCCAUCUCUCUAGUUUACUUUAUGAUUCUCGAUGUUGUCAAGGUCUGGCUCUUCCGUAGAUGGAGCUUUGAACUCACUGCCAAGUUGUCUCCUACUCCUAAGCGUAAGGCUAAGCUGGCUGCUCGUGGUAAGGAAGCUCUGCAAAGAGAACGUUUGGAAAAUGCUUGGAAGAAGGUCAUUGACCCCGUUGAAGCUCAUCAAAUGGUUGCUGCCUUCAAGCUUGCUGCUCAAUGA
Molecule: messenger RNA, 2733 nt
Organism: Mucor velutinosus
Lineage: Eukaryota; Fungi; Mucoromycota; Mucoromycetes; Mucorales; Mucoraceae
Exons: 3
Coding region: 1-2733 (910 amino acids)
Biological process (GO): proton export across plasma membrane; regulation of intracellular pH
Cellular component (GO): plasma membrane
Molecular function (GO): ATP binding; ATP hydrolysis activity; P-type proton-exporting transporter activity
Source: RefSeq, a predicted model, not a curated record